AGCACCGCCGCCGCUGUUUGGGCAAAGCGGGCCCCGCUUCCGAGCUGCGGUGGAGUGCCGACGCCGACGCCGCCGCCAGCGAGAGAGGACUGUACACCGACGCCGUGUUGGAGGGAGUCGGUUCUGUUUGCCCGAACCGCGGGUUCGUACGCGAUGCGGCCGGGACGCUCGGUUCCGUCCCAUUUGGGCGGGUUGGUGCACGCGGUGGCCGUGCUAUCGCCGCCCUCUGCCCUGGUGGGGCCCUGGCUCCAGCAGCACGGCUGCGUGGCUGCUCGGAUCGCGCACCACCAUCACCAGCAGCAGCAUCACCAGUUUCAGCUCGGAGAGCGGUUCCGGUGCCUGCAGGGCGGCCCAGGAGUGCUGCUGCCUCCUGAGGGCUACUCAUUGGAGUCCCACCCUCAUCACCCCCACCACCACCGCCGCCAGCACCAUCCCCACCACCCGCCCUUGGCGCUGGGGCAGCCGCUCUGCCAUGGGCUGCCCCCCCGCUGCCCGUCUGCCUGCGUGCACGAGGCCCCCCUGGUCAAGGCCCUGAGGCGCCCACUCGCCCCCAGCGCCCUCUGGAGGCACCGCAGGAGGGCCAACAUGGGGCAGAAGGUCACCACGGGCCUCAAGGUGGACCACCCGAUGGAGGAGGUGGGCUCUGGGCUCCCGUCGGGGCUCUCCGGCGGGGUGUCGGGGGCUGGCGGGGUGCGGGGUGGGGCCUGGGCCUCGUCGGGCGGGGCCCGUGAACCGGAGCGUCCCCUGCGGCUGGACCUGCUGCUGGACAUGCCGCCGGCAUGUGGGGACCUGCAGGGCCGGCACGCCUGGAACCCCGAGGACCGCUCCCUCAACAUCUUCGUCAAGGACGACGACCGCCUCACCUUCCACCGGCACCCUGUGGCCCAGAGCACCGACUGCAUACGCGGAAAGGUGGGCUACACCCGGGGCCUGCACGUCUGGGAGGUGCGGUGGAGCACGCGGCAGCGGGGCACUCACGCGGUGGUCGGGGUGGCCACCCGGGAGGCGCCCCUGCACUCUGUGGGCUACCAGUCCCUGGUGGGCAGCAACCGGGAGUCCUGGGGCUGGGACCUGGGACGCAACAAGCUCUACCACGACAACAAGAACAACCCCGCCGUCACCUACCCCAGCCACUGUUGCCGUCCGUCGGAAGAGGUGUUCCUGGUGCCGGACGCAUUCCUGGUGGUGCUGGACAUGGACGAGGGCACCCUGGCCUUCGUGGUGGAGGGCCGUUACCUUGGGGUGGCCUUCAGGGGCCUGAGGGGCAAGAAACUCUACCCCGUGGUCAGCGCAGUCUGGGGCCACUGCGAGAUCACCAUGAAGUACAUUGGCGGACUGGACCCGGAACCCCUUCCCUUGAAGGACAUCUGCCGGAGGGUGAUUCGGCAGCGCGUGGGCAAGUCCCGGCUGGGGCGUGUGCCCGAACUGAACCUGCCCACCGCUCUCAAGGCGUACCUCCUGUACCAAGACCGGGCCAGUUAACGCCGCCAGGCAUGCCCCUGUGCGGGCGCUGGCCCCAGCGCAUUCCAACCCUGUCCGGGGGAAGCCCCGCUUUGCCUAUUUAUGGAACCCCAAACCACCGCCCCCUCUGCUCGUCGAGCGAAUGCACCGAGUCGACGUGCCGCUACGAUCGACGGCGACUUACAGUGAUUCGUGGUGGUGCGCGGACUCGUUGGAGCACCGGACGCUGUGCGAGGGCAACGCAAGCCUCGCCACGGCGAGGACGGUGGUGCUUUUCGUCAUUUGCGAUGGUGAACAAUUUGGAACACUCGUGGCAUGCGGCAGUGUUGCGACGCGUCCAUGUCGGUUUGGUCACUUUCCUAGGAAGAGUACAGGGCCGUUCAGCCCUGUCGAAAGUGGAGACCGAGCGGUGGCGUAACACCGCUGUGCGCUCCGUUUCCACACAUAGUCCCGCAUCUGCAGGGACCAGGGAGUUUAUGUUCCCCUUCCUCUUGCUUGCACUUGCUUGACAGCUGUCUCGACCAACGGCGGCGCGUGCUGUGACAGCCUGGAGAGGUUGAAACCCUUUGCGUAUAGGGCGAUGCCCUCGUCGGUGUUCCCACCUGCUCGAGGGCUCGCCACCGCGCUCAUAGUCCGUCUUAGUCCAGCGACUUAGCCAGGAGGGUCAGGGAGAAACUGCAAUCGCGUGGGUGUCGAAGGUGGCUGGUACGCAGCUCCGCAUUUGUCGAGAGUCGCUUUUGCCCGUGCCACAACAUUGGGGGAGACUCCCUGCCAGUGCGUUUUUUAAACGUUGGUGCCGUGCAAGCACUUUUCACGUGUCGUUGUGGCUGCAACAACCAAAAAAAGAGGCACAACAUGUGUGCGAGAGGAUUCCAGUUGCCCGCUUGCUGUGUCUGAUCCUUUCCUUUGUUCGGGGCCAUACGAGGACCUUGAUUUGUUUCUUAACCACUGAUUGCCAACUUUAUGGUCUUGAUCUAAUUGGGCACUCAAAAGGUUGGCUAUUCUUUUAGGGGUAUACUUUGCUUUUUCUAAAUGAAGUUUAUGAAACCAUUAAACAGUUAUCUGAAGAGAUGAUUUUUGUUCCUUAUCAGAAAAGAAUAUAGGAAAAAGCAUUUAUGUAUAUUAUACGUGUGAUUGAAGGCUCCAUAAUGGAAGACACCGGGCAUUGAAAAUGCUCGACUUGGGCAUCAGUGUGCUCUGUACAGGUAGUCUCAGAUCCAUAUAUGUUUUUCCAAAUGCUGGUGCGAAUUAAAGAUGUCACGAUUUGCGGUCGACUUUGUAAACUCCACGAACUUGCGCAGCGAGCGAUGUGGCCAUUUGCUGCAAGUGCCGCUUGGAGCAAGUGUGCUCGCAAGGAUGCCUCGGGCUGCUGUCAAACCGAACUGGAAUGUGUGUGUGUAUGAAUGUAUGUGUGUUGGUCUGGUGAAGUGUAGAGGCCGGAAAUUUCUGUGUAUUAGUGAAUAAAAAUGCCGGAGUUUG
This is a messenger RNA of Ixodes scapularis (black-legged tick), 2940 nucleotides long. It is a transcript of the gene gus, whose product is annotated as SPRY domain-containing SOCS box protein 1. The record is from RefSeq and is a predicted model, not a curated record. Lineage: Eukaryota; Metazoa; Arthropoda; Arachnida; Ixodida; Ixodidae. The coding region runs from base 154 to 1482 and encodes 442 amino acids. Gene Ontology annotation, biological process: proteasome-mediated ubiquitin-dependent protein catabolic process; intracellular signal transduction. Gene Ontology annotation, molecular function: protein binding. Gene Ontology annotation, cellular component: SCF ubiquitin ligase complex. The transcript is spliced from 6 exons.